GCCCGGCCGGCCUGACGGAGGCGGAGCCGCGCAGGUCUCGCAGCCGUUGCCGGAACAGCCGCCGCCCGCGCUGGGGCCAUGGAGGAGUUUCACCCCCACAACGACGAGAUGAUCUUCAAUGCUGAUGAGGCCCACAACAUAGUUAAGGAGUGCAUAGAAAGUGUUUUAGGCAAGGCAGAUUAUAAUCACAACAAAGUCAACCAGUGGACUGCUGCUAUAGUAGAACAGUCACUGACACAUCUAGUAAAACUCGGAAAAACAUAUAAGUACAUCGUAACCUGUGCGGUGAUGCAGAGGAGUGGAGCUGGUCUUCACACAGCAAGCUCAUGCUUCUGGGAUACCACAACUGAUGGAACCUGCACAGUGAGAUGGGAAAACCGAACAAUGAACUGCAUUGUCAAUGUGUUUGCUGUUGCUAUUAUCCUGUAGCUGACUGGAAGAUAAAUAUAAGCAACACCGAAGCCUUUAAAAAAUAAUUAUCCAAACUCAUGGCUAAAUAUUUCAAACCAUUAUUUGUUUUUGUAUGAGGAGCAUACAGUCUAAGUCAGUUCUCGUAGAUUAAUAUCUGAAAGCUAGCAAAAAAAUUAAAAUAUAUAUAUAUAAAGAGAAAGUUUUAGUAAUUUAAAUAUUCAGACGUAUGUUAAUGAGAAGAUGCCACAAAGAUCAAUGCCAUUUAUAUCAAAGCUAAUAUCUAAGAUACUUUAUUCAAGAGGAUCAAACCACAUCAAAUCAAAGGAAAGGUCAAAGGGCAAGCAAGACCUCUCAGGAUUAUGGUGCACUUGGGAACAAAUUAUGAACACAGUUCAGAGUGGAUAUACUGUAAACCAUACUGGUGCUUCAUGUUUGAUUAAACAAAGUUAACUGUCACACUGAAUGCUGGUGCUUGUGAAGUUGCGUGAGCAUCACGUUUCGGUCAAGUGUGAACAUUUACAUGGAAAUUAAACCCAGGUAAGCUUUUCCCCUGGAGGCAGAGGAUGACUUCACUGGGACAAAGGUGAAAUAUACCUAAUCCUAGCAGAAUUCUAAUUUAUCUUCAGAAUGAAGAACAUAACGUUUGUUAUUGAUUCAGGGAAACAUGCUGGGGAUCAGACAUCAGCCCUUAAUUCAUAGUUUAUAAAUCUGAAAACAUUCUGAAGGUACUUAAAUUUGAUUUUAUUCCAUGACUGCGGAAUUUGUGGCAAGCACUUUACUGAUUCCUCAUGCAGUAGCCAGGAGCUAGGCCAGUAAGACUGGACCCACGUUCCUCAAAGUAGAAUUAAAGUGUUUGGAGAAAAGGCACACACAUUUCUAGAGGCUCUUGUUAGCUUUGAAAGCAUUUAUCUGAAAGCAACAUAACUGUUCUUUAUAGGAGUGGUUCCUAUGUUCUCCAAGUCUAGAAUUGGAUCUUAGUCCUAUGAAAUAAUACAGUUAAGUUUUAAGCACUAAGAAUUCCCCUCCUGUAAGGAUUUAUGCAAGUUGUUAACUUUGCUCAUCUGACAAGUCUUAACUUGAAAUAUUCCACAUGGAAGAAAAGCAUUUGCACACAUGCAAGUAUUUGCUGGAUUGGGGCCUACAUUUUUGUUGAUUAAUGCACAAAUUAUGUGAUAAAGAGAUGUAUCGAUACCAAAAAUGCCUAAAUGAUUGCUGCCACUAAGUGGCAGCUACAUUAAGUUGUUUUCUCAGAUGCUGCUUAAGGAUAGAAUUUUUUUCUUUAUUACUGCAUGUCUUUGGAAGAGACUGGUAACUACCUAACAGCUACCAUAAGGCUGUUCUGAAUUUUAACAAAUGAAUAUUAAAGCACUAUUACGCAGCUUUGUUUGGGGUUGUGUUGUUUUGUUUUGUAUUGGUUUGGGGUUUUGGUUUGUUGUUUUUGUUUGGGUUUUUUUUUUUCAGACAGCUGACUAUUAGGGCAUGUAGCAAGUGUCCUGUACAAAGAAGCAGCUAAAAACCAUUUCAUUGCUUAGACUGUGUAUGCAUAUAGCUAGUAUGAGACUACAGAAGGAACGUGUACGUGUAAUUCACGAUACCGUUCCAAAUCUUUUGCUUUGCAGACAAAUAGAAUUCCGCUUUUACCUAAGCGCAAGUAAAAUUAAUACUGUAAUAUUGCAUUUGCCUAACAGGCAAGUGUAACGUGCAGAUGUAUGUGUAUGUUGUACUGACCUUCAAAUGUACAGUAAUGUAAUAUUAUUGGGUUAGGACAGCAAUUUCUCAACUAGGUGCCAGCAUCCAAGAGCUGAGUUGUGGAACUGACAAAAAUGCAGUAGUUGCACUGAUGUUUGGGAUUGUGCAAAGUGAAAAAAUAAGUGGGGUACCAACUGGAAAAAGGUUUGGUACGAUUGAUACAGUUUAAGAAGUGGGUAAGUAAAAAUAGCAGUGGCUGUUACCCCCUUUAGUGGGCAUUCAGGUGCCGUGGUCAGAAGAAAUAUUCUGAAUAGCCACUUGUAAUCUCAUUUGGUAUUUUUGCUUUACUUGAAAACAAGUUGCACUGAGUAAGACUAUCGGUUUAAUGUGGCUUGGCGAAGGUUCUGCUGCAGAAGAAACCUAGAAAAUACUGUUUAAUUAUAAGACUGCUUCAUUUUUCUUUCUACCAAAAAAAAAAUAAAGUUUUGCCUUAGUUGUA
Messenger RNA from Grus americana (Whooping crane), 2599 nucleotides. It is a transcript of the gene DYNLT3, whose product is annotated as dynein light chain Tctex-type 3. Lineage: Eukaryota; Metazoa; Chordata; Aves; Gruiformes; Gruidae. Gene Ontology annotation, molecular function: dynein intermediate chain binding. The record is from RefSeq and is a predicted model, not a curated record. Gene Ontology annotation, biological process: microtubule-based movement. The transcript has 5 exons. Gene Ontology annotation, cellular component: kinetochore; cytoplasm; cytoplasmic dynein complex. Bases 79 to 429 code for a protein of 116 amino acids.